Messenger RNA from Phoenix dactylifera (date palm), 2960 nucleotides. The record is from RefSeq and is a predicted model, not a curated record. Lineage: Eukaryota; Viridiplantae; Streptophyta; Magnoliopsida; Arecales; Arecaceae.
UUCCCUCGUUACUAUUUUUCUCUUUAAACCGUUAUUCUCUCUUAAUUCCUUUUGGUUCUUCGUUUUUUUCUUGUUUGUUUUUUAUAAAAUUUUUGACCUUUUAUGACGAGUUUCUUUGUAUUUAGAAAAAAAUGGCGAUUUUUUUGCACCCAAAUCGUAUCGUUGUUCGGUUCUCUGAAAAUUUAUAUUGUUUUGUUUGUUUUGGCGGUGAUUAGGGUUUAUGGAUACGAAUCUGGAUCCUUCCUUGAUAUCUUUUUAAAUUCGGGCCUUUCUUGUGGUUGGUCUGUGCGAUUUGUUGGCUGAUUUGAGUAGUUUAAUGCGAAAUUAGGUUGGGUGGGUUAGAAUUUGUAGAAGUUCGGCCACUUUUUUCAUGGAAUUAGGUUUUCGCAUCUAACUUGUUCUCGAGUUAUUUAACAAUGAUGACUUUGAGCUUUGCUUCAGGUCUCAGUUUCUAUGUUUCCUUGAAUGUUGCUGAUUCCCUUGGUUCUAUUUACAUGGGAUUUUGACUUCUGAACUGUUUUCUAUAAGUUGACCACUAUUUUUUGAUGAAAAUUAAUUUUUGAAGUCAGUUCGUUAAUAAGAUUUGCAAUUUUUGUUGGUCUUGUGGGUCUCCUACAAACUUUCUUGUUGUGCUGUUUGAGAAGUUGAUAUUAGUUCUAUGUGUCCUAGAGCUAUGUGCUUUUCUGUCUACUUGUAUCAUUUGGGAUUCAUAUUUUAUGUUGAUUUGUUUCUCAGCUGAAAGGCAUUUGUGAACUUCUUAUAUCUUGGUAUCGAAAGAUGUAUCUUCAUGAUAAAGAAGGGAUGAAAAUACAAGUUUUGGAAUCACUGUUGAAUUUUCUGAGCUGUGUUACUGGAAGUGUAAGUUAUGCAAUGGCUAGAACCUAAAAUUUAUAUGUUUCGUUGCUAUUUUCCCCCAACUCCGCUAGAGGAUAUCGUUAAGUUUUUUAAUAUUUUAUAUGUCCUUUUUCCGUACAUGUGGAGACCAUGAUCUUCAGCCCUUUCCGAAGUGAAAAUUUUAGAGUUCUCUUGUAGUCGGAAUUCCAGUCUUUUGUUCGUGCUAGUCAAGUAUUAUUGUGAUAUAUUGGAUGACUUUGGAGAUGACUGGAGUUUGGCUGAUUAUGUUUUGCAUUUGACUUUUUUUCAUUAAUUUAAAUUUGAAUCUGACCGUGAGAUUUGAUUUUUCCCUCUAGUGUGACCCAUUUUGGUCAUUGAGUGUAUUGAGAUAUCGGAUGACUGUGGAGGUGUUGAAGUGAUUGGAGUUUGGUUGAUUAUGUUUUGCAUUAGACUAUUUUUCGUUAAUUUAAACUUGAAUCUGAACUUGAGAUUUGAUUUUUACCACUAGGGUGACCCAUUUUGGUCAUUGAGCAUAUUGCAAUAUAUUGGAUGACUGUGGAGGUGACUGGAGUUUGGAUGAUUCUGUUUUGUAUUUGACUAUUUUUUGUUAAUUUAAAUUUGAUUCUGAACAUGAUAUUUUUCCCCCGAGCAUGACCCAUUUGGUCAUUGGGCAUAAAAUUGGUGUUGCUUUCUUUAUAGACUUACAAUUUGUGAUUUGUUCAUCUGUCUGUGUAUUGAUGUGGGAGUACAUGUUAGAGGACUUGAAUCAGUAGAUUCCUCUGGAAGGGUUUUGUGGCUUUUCUCCAUGGGGGCUCCCAAGCAGAAAUGGACAGCAGAGGAAGAGGCUGCUCUCAGAGCUGGAGUUGUUAAACAUGGGGCUGGCAAAUGGCGAACAAUAUUGAAAGAUCCAGAAUUUAGUGGCAUCUUACGUUUGCGGUCCAAUGUUGAUCUCAAGGACAAAUGGCGGAAUAUGAGUGUGACUGCAAAUGGAUGGGGAUCUCGAGAGAAGGCACGGAUAGCCUUGAAAAAGAGCCGACAGAUUUCUAAGAAUGAUGAUAACCCAAAGGUUCUCAAUACGGAAGUUGAGGAUAUUGAUAAUGAAAUUGUUGACACCAAGCAUCUUGCAAUGUCUAGUGAGAGUUUAAAGUUUUCUGGUCCAAAAAGAUCUAUCUCAAGGCUGGACAAUCUUAUAAUGGAAGCGAUUACUACUUUAAAGGAGCCUACUGGGUCCAACAAGACAGCUAUUGCCAUGUAUAUAGAGGAACAAUACUGGCUUCCCCUGGAUUUCAAACGGUUGUUGUCUGCAAAACUGAAGGCAUUGACUGCAAGUGGGAAAUUGAUUAAGGUGAAACGCAAGUAUAGGAUAGCACCAAGUUCAGUUUUUUCAGAAAGAAGAAACUCCAAGGUGUUUCUCCUUGAGGAAAUGAAAUUGGAGCCUCCCAAACCAGAAAGGGAUGAUAUAAAAGUUCUUACAAAAGCUCAAGUUGAUUCUGAACUAGCACAGAUGAGAAGCAUGACUGCAGAGGAGGCUGCAGCUGUUGCUGCUAAGGCAGUUUCAGAGGCAGAGGCGGCCAUUAAAGAAGCCGAAGAAGCGGCAAGAGAGGCAGAGGCUGCAGAAGCUGAAGCAGAAGCAGCAAAGGCAUUUGCUGAGGCGGCUAUGUUGACGCUUAAAAAACGGAAUGCAGCUAAACUGAUGGUUCGAGUUUGAUAGGGAACAACUGGGUUAUUCUGCUGUAUUUCCUCAUUUUCUCCAUACAACAUUGCCAGACGUGCUGCCUCUUUGUUUUGUCAAAUAUGUAUAUGGACAAGGUCUGUAUAGCUUGGAUAAUGCAGGUCUCCUGUAAAUAAUGACCCUGGGAAACCUUUCUUGGCUCAUGAUCCCUGGCUGGAGGUUUCCCAGUCACCAUCAGCUCCUUGACCUUAUCAUUUUGUAAGACAUUAAUGUGCUGUCAGAAGUGUCAGAGUGGAGAGCUGGGUUUCCAUCAACUGAGAACUUAUUUCAGUUACUUGGUGCAUGACAUCAUUUGGACUUGAGUUGUGUUCUGUUGUAUGUGCUCUUUCUUUGGUUUUGCUGUAGAAGCGAUUUAAUAAAGAGGAUUGAAUUUUAUUCCAUCUUUACAGGCUAA